AUGAACGUUGGUUGCAAUGAAAGAGAUCGAGAAACUCUUGAAGUCUUCAAGGGAAGCAUUAAAGAUCCAUGGAACCUACUCUAUUCUUGGUCUGCUGAACAAGAUUGCUGUAACUGGUUUGGAGUUCACUGUGAUAACCUCACAAGAAGAGUCACGGAGCUGGACCUCUCGCGGAAUUUCCCUUCUGAUAACCGAUUAGGGGGUCAGAUAAACUUGUAUGUUCUGAAACUAGAAUCUCUCAGCUUCUUGGAUUUGCAUGGGAAUGACUUUAAUGCUAUUUAUAUUCCAACCGUCCAUAACUUGUCACUGAUUUCAACCAUCCACCAUGGUGCAAACUUCUCCAAUCUUGUUUAUCUUGAUUUUUCACAAAACGAUGACCUCAGAAUCAAUGAUCUUAUAUGGGUUUCGCAGCUAUCUUCUCUGAAAUAUCUUGACCUCAGCAAUGCUGAUCUCUCUGAGGAAACUCUUUGGCUUCAACGGGUUAACCUGCUCCCUUCACUUAGGGAGUUACGACUAAGGGCCUGUUUGGGUUCACUCCCAAAAUGCUUGGGUAACAUUGGAGAAACAUUGGAUGAUUUCAUCCAUGAUUCUCACUAUCAUGAAACCCAAAGGACUGUUCAAGAUUCUUCAAGGACUUGUGAGGAAUAUCAACAUUUAUUUUAUAGAGACUGCGACAAAUACGGCUACUCUGAUUUUAUGAAUUUUCGAGUUCUUCCAAUGCAGGCUGUUGACCUCUCAAUGAAUGACCUUUCAGGAUCAAUACCUCCAGAAUUAUUUAUGUCAGGUCAUUUAGCAGCUUUAAAUUUAUCCCGUAAUGGUUUGACGGGGAGUAUCCCGAAUGAGAUUUGGCAUAUGAAAGAGUUGGAGUUGCUUGACCUCUCAAGGAACCAACUUGUUGGAGAAAUUCCUCAAAGCAUGUUCAAUAUAAAUUCUUUAUCAGUCUUGAACUUGUCAUACAAUAAUUUGAGUGGAAAAAUUCCCUUGGGCACCCAAUUUCUGACUUUUGAGGCAUCUAGCUACAUGGGCAAUCCUGAACUUUACGGAGGUCCACUAACAGAAGAUAAUCCAGAAGGAGAAAUACCCAAUGAGGAAAAAGAGAUCAUUGAAGGAAGCGAUGAUGAUUUUUCAAAAUGUUUCAAGAUGGGCAUGGCAAUUGGAUUUGCUUACAGCUUUUGGGGUGUAUGUUUGUCCCUAUUCUUCAUCUACCCAUGGAGAAAUGCCUAUUUUCGGUUCCUCAGGAAUAUGUAUGAUCGAAUUUAUGUCUUCAUUGCUUUGAAGAAAAAAUGGCUUCGCAGACACGUGACAGGCUAUGAUAUAUGUUUCCAGCCUUCCAGGACUCUUGACAUUUUUCUUGCAUGA
Molecule: messenger RNA, 1359 nt
Organism: Neltuma alba
Lineage: Eukaryota; Viridiplantae; Streptophyta; Magnoliopsida; Fabales; Fabaceae
Product: receptor-like protein EIX2
Exons: 3
Coding region: 1-1359 (452 amino acids)
Molecular function (GO): protein binding
Source: RefSeq, a predicted model, not a curated record